This is a messenger RNA of Galleria mellonella (greater wax moth), 4097 nucleotides long. RefSeq names its product neurogenic protein big brain (gene bib). Gene Ontology annotation, cellular component: plasma membrane. Gene Ontology annotation, molecular function: water channel activity. Gene Ontology annotation, biological process: transmembrane transport. NCBI's taxonomy places the organism in Eukaryota, Metazoa, Arthropoda, Insecta, Lepidoptera, Pyralidae. The coding region runs from base 182 to 1609 and encodes 475 amino acids. The transcript is spliced from 6 exons. The record is from RefSeq and is a predicted model, not a curated record.
CCCAUUCAAUCUCGUUCAUUCACUUCACUCGUCCUCGCCGCCUCAUUGCGAGCGUGACUGUUGCGUUGUGUAGGCGCCACGCGCUCGGUUCCUACACGUUCCGUACGUUUGUCCGCGAACUUUGAAAAAAGAAUGGUCACGGAAUAAAUUUAAAAAAUUAAUAAUAAUAAAAAAAAAAAAAAUGGGCGAGCAAACGUUUACCAUACAGGACGAUAAUCUCGAACAGCAUAUAGUGACGUUAUUCGAAAAGUUGGAGUGUUUACGUAGAGACGCGGGCUCUAACGGCGACGCGGGUCUACCUGGCAGGGUGCCUGCAAGACUGGAAGUGCGGACUUUGUCAUUGUGGAAGGCCGUGGUGGCGGAAUGUGCGGCGUCGUUUCUUUACGUGUUUAUUGUGUGCGGCGCGGCGAGCGGAGCGGGCGUCGGUGCGUCCGCUUCAGCUGUGCUGCUCGCCACCGCUCUCGCUUCCGGCUGUGCCAUCGCGACACUCACGCUGUGCUUCGUUAAUAUAUCUGGUGCCCACGUGAAUCCAGCAGUGUCAGUGGCGUUGUGCGUGCGACGCCGGGUGUCACCGCUGCGCACCGCGCUGUACGUGGCCGCGCAGUGUGGCGGCGCCAUCGCUGGGGCUGCAGCUAUAUACGGCGUAAGCGUGCCGGGAUACGCGGGAAGCCUGUCAGCGUCGCUGCCUGGCGGUGGGGCUGCAGCCUGGGAGCGGCUCGGAGCAGAGCUGGUGCUGUCAGGGCUCGUCGCUGGCGCGUACUUCGCAGCCAUGGAGAGGCGGUGGACAGGCGCCGCGCCCGCACUCCUUGGCGUCGCUUAUUGCGCGGCCAGCUUCGUUUCCAUGCCAUCGUUAAAUCCGGCCAGAUCGCUGGGUCCUUCGUUCGUACUGUCCCGAUGGGAAAGCCACUGGGUUUGCUGGGUCGGCGGUAUAGGUGGGGGGAUCGCUUGCGCUCUACUUCACGAGUGGGGCUCAAGGAGAACCGGCGUAAAUUCGAACUCGCGGGCGUCCUCACCGCGUGACCUGGACGACUUAGACAAACCGGCCUUCCCGACAUCGCACCAUCACUACCGGCACGCGCCUACGUACUGCUCAGCCACAGCGCCCCGGCCAGACAACGCCGAGCCCCUGUACUCUGGCACUAAGUCGCUGUACUGCCGCUCGCCGCCGCCCACCCGCCACACGCUGCACAGGUCAGCAGAAGGAUCAUCUUGUUACACGUCCCAAUCAGUGUACAGCAAAAGCAGCAGCGCGGCAGGCGCGGGCGGGCCGCUGGUGGCAGCUCAGUCGUUGCUGUUGCGGCCGCCGACGCAUGCGCACCCGCACACGCUCACACACACGCACGCCCAACACACGAUGACGCACAAUCAGAACGCGCACAAUGCGCAGCGGGAACCCGCGUACGGCACCGCUGUCAAUGGCGUCAGGCCUGGACCGGCUGGUGCGGCAGUGACUGAACGUCGCGAAUCAGUGUACAGCGCUAGUGUCAGCGCCAGCUCAGGCUCGGGGGCGGCGGCGGCGCGGCGAGGACCCCUACCGUCCGACGACAGCGCAUACGGCAGCGGCACGUACGCGCGGGCACCAUACAGAGCCACCCCAGACCAUUACUAGCGACGACCUUCGCAGCACAAUAUUGCGCUGCUUUUCGAUGUAUAGACUCAUCCAAUGGGUCAUACAUCAUUUGACACUGGUUUACUUACACUGUGAUCUUCUAUAUUUAGCAGUGAAGUGCGAUAUGUGGACUCGAUAUAUGGACUCGAAACAUCUAAUGGGCCACAUUGUAGUUGAUAAUUGUUCACGAACAACUGUAAUCUACGGUUAGCAGUGAAAUGUGGUGCGGGGCGUUUUCAAUAGACGCCAAUUAUUUAGUAUCAACAAAAGUUUACAAACACUGAGACCUUCUGCAUUUACCAGUGAAGUGUAGUGCGCUUCUAUUCGACGGAUAGAAUCGAAUCAUCUAUAUACCCUAUUCGACAAUGGUUCACAAACACUGUGAUCUACGUUUAGCAGUGAAAUUUGAUAACUUAUGUACGAGUAUAAACUCGAAUCAUCUAAUCGAAUAAUCGUCGACGGUUGACUCGAACUGAUUUAAGUUUAGCAAUAAAGUGCAGUGUGCUAUAAUGUAGCAGAAAUUUAAAAUGAUUGAAUUCAUGUGAAGUGAGGAGUAAAGUUUGGACGUAAGUUUAAAAGAGAGUGGUGUUGAAUAAUAUUGUUUGCCAACCAAGACUUUAGGAGCUAUUAGUAGUUUUAAUUGGGUAAGAUUAUACUAGAUUCUAUGAAUCCCGUUGUGCCAUCUUUUCUAUCCUUAUUUUUUAGUUGAGUACUUGCCUUUGACUAUGUUUAAGUUACAUUUUACUCUUUUUUAUAAAUUUACUGUAAUAAUGUAUUUAAUUACAAAAUAUAUAUACAUUCCUAUAUCUACGUUUUAGAAAUAAGAAUACAAUAACUGACCUAUACGUUACCUAAUUAUAAUACCAAAAUGUAAAUUAGACACUGAGAUUGUGUUUAAAGUAGUAUCGUAUUUUAUGACAAUGGGACUGGUUCUUAAAUAUAUAAUAAUUAGGUAUCUAUUUCUAAAAUAAAAUUUUAUACAUUAUCUAAUAUUUGGUAACUUUAAUGACGCUUCAAUAGGUUUUGAUAAUUAAUGCAAUAAUUCGAAAUCCAGCGAUAGAGUAUUUUUUAAACCUUUCAUACUAAUUACCAAUGACGUAUUUAGUUUAGCAGUUUUUAUUAAGGAUUUGGACUGUGGUAAGCUCUGACUCGAUAAAGCUUGAUACGUGACAUUAGUUUUUGUGCAACAAUAAUUUACCAUUUGGCGCCCAACGUGGGACCACUCCUAUAAAAUCCUCCUUUCUUCAAGUAGAUAAUUCAAAUACGUUAACUCUCACUAGAUUUCGGAUUGAGACAUAUAUUUAACAACUUCAUCGGUUUAUUAAUAAUCAAAAAUUUAAUAUCCCAUGAUUACCAAUUACUUACUAAUAGUAACUAAGUAUAUUUGCAAAAUAACCUCAAAGUCAAAAUAUAAUAGUCAGCCAAAUACAUGGCGAGGUGAUCAUACUCGAUUUAUGUUAUAAUCGUUGAAAGACUUACUAGAUUAAGUAGAUUUUCAGUAAUAUUUAAUGUACAUUUAUUAUUUUAUAAUGUGUAAUCUCUACGGUGUUCUUCUUAUGCAGUGGAAUUGGUAUUAUUAUCUGGAAUGAAUUGAUUUUGUCAUAACCACUUUUAUGUUUAUAUACUCCGACAUUUCACACGAGAAUAAAAAUCUAUCUAUGCUCUCGUAUUGCUCAAUCUAUGUACCAAGAAACCCAUUAAGCCAUUUAAACAGUAUUUAAUAGUAAACAUCUUAAAAGAUUUUUACAUUUAUUAUAUUAAAUUAAGAUACCUUUAACCAAGUUAUGAAAUUAAAUUAAUUCGAUCAUUCGCAUUUAUAUUAUAGAUCUAUACUUUAUAUUAUAUACGAUUUCUAUCCUCAUGUUUAUGAAGUUAAUGAAUAAUAGCUAAAAGUUUACUGUUCUGAAAAUCUGGACCACGUUGUUGAUAUAUCUUUGAAUAUUAUAAAAUUAAAGUGUAUUGUAAAGGGAUUUGUAGUUCCAUGCUAUAUAAUAUAUAUAUAAAUUGUAAAUAAAUCUUUUUUAAGUAGAACAUUAGAUAGUGCAAAUGAAAUCUCAUUAACUUUGUUCCAGUACAACUUAUAAUGGUUAUUACUAAUAGAAAAAUUUGGUUAGAAAAAGAAUUUGUAAAAACGACUAUUUGAUAUCAAUUUCAUAAAAUUAUUGUAGGUACUGCCCUUAUUGUUUAAGUAUCAGUUAUUGUAAGAUAUGAGUACCAAAUUUAUUAUUUUGAUAGCUUUAAAUCUUUUUAACUGUUACGAAAAUAUGAGAAAUACGCAGUAAGCGUAUUUUCAUAGAAAUAAAUAUAGUUAUCAAUAAUCGGAGAGUCUAAAUGCCUAACUUAAAAAAAAAAACAGCAUUUUUCAUUGAAAGUAAAGUGCAUAGCACAUAAUUGUGCCAAUAAAUAAGAAACCUUCUAUAGAGACUAAUUAUUACAACAUUAAUACAUUUUGUAAAUAAUGAAACAAUAAAUUAAAUUGCAGUUUUAA